Messenger RNA from Cannabis sativa, 2142 nucleotides. RefSeq names its product L10-interacting MYB domain-containing protein-like. The transcript has 4 exons. The coding region runs from base 285 to 1151 and encodes 288 amino acids. Lineage: Eukaryota; Viridiplantae; Streptophyta; Magnoliopsida; Rosales; Cannabaceae. The record is from RefSeq and is a predicted model, not a curated record.
CACCAAUGAAAAUUGUGUUCGGUAACUUAAAUUUACUUUUUAUUUUUAAAAUUAAAAAACAGAAUAGAUUGAAUUUUAAAAACAAAUUUUAGAUGAUUUUAAAAUUUUUUAAAAACACUUUUAUCACUUUUGGUUUUCUCUCUCUCUCGUUACAGUCACCUUCAUCAGCGGAGUUUCAUUUCCAUGGCUUCAACUUCACUAUUACAGAUCCGAAAAUGAAAAAUGAGAAGAGAAUGACAAUGAAAGUUGUUUCUUAGAGAGAAAUAUUUUUUUUGCUAUUACAGAUGACAGGUACAGAUAGUGAGGUGAUUAUUAUUGAUAAUAGCGAAGCUUCUGUUUGGCCUGAAAAACAUGAAGAAAUUUUUAUUGAACUUAUGGAAGAAGAAGUUUUGAAGGGAAAUAGGAAUACUACAACCUUUACAAAGCAAUCAUGGAAGCGUAUAAAGGAGGAGCUUUAUGCACAAGCGAAGAGAAGUUACACUGAUACACAAUUAAGGAACAAAUACAAUUUGUUAAGACAAAAGCACAAGGAUUUCAAGUCUUUACUGAAAGAGACUAGCAUAGGAUUUAGUGUAGUGACUGGACAAGUUACUGCGCCAGAUGAAGUGUGGGAUAGGCUUAUUCGGUUUAACAAGUCAGCUAAAAGAUUUAGAAAAAAGGGUUGUGUACUUUGUGGAAAGUUAUGCGUUAUUUUCGGUGAUACCACUGCAACUGGUUCCAAUGCUCAUCCUUCAACUCGGAGUCCUUCCAUAAAUCUUGAUAAUGAUGAUGAUGAUGCUAUGUCAAAGAGUCCAUCUAUUAGGAAUCAAGAAAGUAGUUUUGAUGAGGAUGGUAGCAAAAGCAGAGGUAAAUCAACUUCCACUACGAGUUCUCGAUCGACAAAAAAAGCAAAGUUCUCACUCGCAUUAGCAGAAACAUUAACAGUGUAUAAUGAAACCGCAAAGCGAAAGAUGGAAGUGUAUGAGAAUUCAAUGACAUCGACAAAACAUCACUUAUUGGAUGAGUGUAUCGAAGCUCUCAAUCAAAUUGAUGGAAUUAGUGGAGAAGUAUAUGCAAAGGCUAUUGAGAAAUUGGAGAGCGAGGUGUCUAGAGCAUUGUUUCUAAAGAUGCCAGAACAUAGAAGAAUUGAUUUGUUGAACUAUUUGAAGUGAUUUUUUCACUUUGUUUAACCUUUACACUUUAUAAUUGUUGGGAUUUAUGAAUGACUUAGUUUGUAUGACUUUGUUUGUAUGACUUUGUUUGUAAGCAUGAAUUUGUUUGUAUGACUUUGUUUGUAAGCAUGACUUUAUUUGUAAGCAUGACUUUGUUUGUAUGAAUGACUUGUUAGUAAUUUAUUUUAGCUAUCUCCUUUUAUCUACAAUGUUAUUAUUAUUUUUUAUUAUAUAUUUUGUCUCCAAAUGUCUCCAGGAUAAUGUCUACAAUUGGGGCACCAUUCAACAAAAAUAAUUUACUUCUUGACGAUUCAGACGGUGAGUUUGGAGAGUUAUUAAUUUUAUUUGCUUGCGUGGAGUACAAUCAAUUAUAUCUAACUAAGGAACCGUGUAGAAAUUCGGCCCUUUCAGGACAUGAGUAUGUAAUGGAAGUGUUGCAUGGUCACGAUAGUAGGUGUUAUGAUUUAUUCAGAAUGGAUAAGGACGUCUUCAAACUAUUUUGUGGUGUUCUAAAAGAAAAAAAUUUAUUGAAGAACUCUCGCUAUCUUUCUGUUGAGGAGCAAGUUGCUGUGCUCUUAUUUGUCAUUGGACAUAAUGAACGACAUCGUGUAGUUGCUGAACAAUUUCAACACUCCACCUCAACUACAUCUGAAUACUUUAGGAAAGUUUUGAAGGCGGUAUGUCGUUUAUCCAAAGAGUUAAUACUCCACCUUUGUUUAAUGUAGUUCCUUCAGAAAUUCGAUUCAAUCCAAAAUAUUAUCCAUUUUUCAAGGUAAAAAAAUUUAUACUAUUUUUUUAUUAUUAUUUUAAAAUUUAAUAAAUAAAGAAAGAACAAAAGCCAUUAAUUUGUUUUUUAUUUUCAGAAUUGUGUAGGAGCUAUAGAUGGGACCCAUAUCUCUGCUCAUGUCCCCAUUAAUAAACAAAUAUCAUAUCGAGGUCGGAAGGUGGAUACAACUCAAAACGUCAUGUGUAUAUGUUCAUUUGACAUGAA